UCCAUCGCCCUGCCUUGGGCCUCGGAGCUGGGGGCUGCGGGGUGAGAGAGCCGGGGCCUCCGGGAUAAGCGGGGGCGCUGAGAAUGUGCGCUGUCGCCUCAGGAAUUUAACUUCUUGAGUGAUAUAAAAGGAGACCCAGAACUACUUGAGCAUGGCUGCUGAAAUGAACUUCUCUCCCCCUGAGGUCCCAGAGCCUACUUUCCUGGAGAACCUUCUUCGUUAUGGACUGUUUUUGGGAGCUAUCUUCCAGCUUAUCUGUGUUUUGGCCAUAAUCUUCCCCAUUUCGAAGUCUCAUGAAGGGGUAUGGCCUCUGCUUCCUCACGACUGCAAGUGCUCUUCUCCACCCUGCAAAUGCAACCCAUACCCAGAUGAGGAGCCUGAGGUGGAGAGAAGGGGAGGAAGUGGGAGAAAAGGAGAAAGAAAAUUUGGAGCACAAAGUUUUGCAGAGGUGAAUGUUGAAAACUAUAUUUUGAAAAUAAAAAGCUAUUAUUAAAAAAAAUAAAAAGAGAGAAAGCCCCCUUCCAAAGAUUUCUCUUCCUUGGUACACUAAAUAAUUAUGGACUAAUAAAUCUAAAAAGUCCCUUAGAAAUCAUCUGAUCUGACUGAGUUUUAUAGAAAAAGAUGUUGAGAACAAAGAAGAGGCAAUGUGUUUCUCAAAGUUAUAUAGCUAGAGAGAGUAGGAAAGAUGAUGGAGUAGGAAGAAACAAUACAGGUCAGCUGUCUAUUUCAGAUCUAGGGAUUUAAUUUAUACUCUGAUAAAAUAUUGUAACAAUGAACAAUUUCAAAAGACUUAACAACUUUAGUCAACACAGUGAUCAAUCAUGAUUCUCUAGGAUUGAAGAUUUAGAAUGUUGCUCAUCUCCUACCAGAGAUUUAUAUUUUAGCAGAUGGCUAAUUCAGGAAUUUAUUUUGCUUUACUAUAUACAUUUGUUGCAAGGACUUUUUUUUUUCCUUCUUUUUCUUGGAGGAGAUAGAAUGAAGAUGAUAGAUGAUUGUUAAUUGAAAAUAAUUUUAGUUUAAAGAAAAAAGAAAAAGGAUGGAGGAUUUCUUAGGGGUCAGUAGAUAACAGUAACUGGGUUCUGGAUAGGGUGAUAAAUUUGUAGAGCAUGAACCUCAAAGAAAAUGUUAUUGAGUAAUUUUAGUAGAGGAAGAAUCUGGAAGUAGCAUUGGGGAGCGAGAAGUAUUCUUCCUCUUCAGGAUCAGUGAGGUGGGAGGGGAGAGAUGAAUAGAAAGAAAAAUUGGUACCAUAAAGGAAGGCUUGGGAUGCAGAAUCAUUCAUUGGAACAAAGGACGCAGAAAGAAAAAAGAGUAUGAGAGGAAGAGAUCUAAUAUGGAGGAAAAUUUGUAUAUUAUAGAACACGACCUGUAGUAAAGGAAGGAACAGGCAAAUGUGAAAUGAAGCAUCAAGGGUAAAAGACUGUGAUAGAUGAGAGAUUAGGAAGCACAGAUUGGAGAGAGACUUAGUCUUUGGCAGUUUGGGAUUCAAUAUCAUAGGGAUGGAGAGAAUAAAGGGGGAUGAAGGUCUAUUAUAUGCUGGGGAAUAACUCCAGGCAAAGUAUAGAUGGGAGGAACUCUACUGAUGAAGGCAAUUUAUAGAUGGGUGCCGUAAUCAGCUUGUACUAGCUUGAAGAUUGUUAAAUUUUCAUUGUUAACUUUUAUACCUUGGAAAUCUGUGAAUGCCAUAAAUUAGGACUUGCUUCAUUGUUUUGAUUGUUUAAACUAAAAAUAGUGAUGGAGAAAAUGACAAUAAUACAGAUAUAACUUAAAAGUUUGCUGAGCCUUUUUUGGAAGCUGGUUAUUAAACAUUUACCUGCAUGUCACUGGAAGGUGAGUAGACCAUUCAGUCCCUUCUGAUAUCUAGUCUCACCUCAUAGUUUUUCCUUCUGUUUUCAUGUCAUAUGUCAUAUUCUUCUGAAAUAAAAGGCCUGGUGGUAUGAACCUUGGAUAGUAAGAAGGGAUGCACAAUA
This is a messenger RNA of Antechinus flavipes (yellow-footed antechinus), 1967 nucleotides long. RefSeq names its product mannosidase beta like (gene MANBAL). The record is from RefSeq and is a predicted model, not a curated record. Gene Ontology annotation, cellular component: membrane. Lineage: Eukaryota; Metazoa; Chordata; Mammalia; Dasyuromorphia; Dasyuridae. The coding region runs from base 152 to 493 and encodes 113 amino acids. The transcript is spliced from 5 exons.